Messenger RNA from Salvia miltiorrhiza (redroot sage), 624 nucleotides. RefSeq lists its product as uncharacterized. The record is from RefSeq and is a predicted model, not a curated record. Bases 1 to 624 code for a protein of 207 amino acids. Lineage: Eukaryota; Viridiplantae; Streptophyta; Magnoliopsida; Lamiales; Lamiaceae. The transcript has a single exon.
AUGCCAUUUUCUGUCACUAAUGCUGCUACAAACGGUGUUUUUUCAGUCAAGUCGGCUUAUGAGACUUUAAGCAGGGAGCGAAGACAGAGGAAUUAUCAAAUAAAAGAAGACGAAUUGACGCAGAUUUCGAAAAUCAAAGCCCCCGCAAAAGUCACCCUGACGGCAUGGAAGGUCAUCAAAGGACGUUUACCAACCAUCGACAAUCUUAUUCGCCGGCAGGUGGCAAUUCAGGGGCCGAACCUCUGUGUGAUCUGCAACGAGUGGGAAGAGUCAGUCGAGCAUCUAUUUUUCUCCUGCGCAAAAAUAGAAGAAGUCUGGAAGGAGGUGAUCCUUUGGAUGGGCAAGCAAGCUGUUUUCCACCUUAAAGCGAAGCCUCACUUUAAUGCCUUCGCCAACCUUGGGAAAAAGGAAGAUGUCAAGUUCUUAACCGCGGUUUGGUGUUGUGUAGUCUGGUGCAUCUGGAAGAAGAGAAACGAAUGCAUUUUCGAACAAGGUUCUUGGUCUAAGGAAAGAAUGGUUGCUGAAAUAAAGACUAGAAUUUGGGGUUGGAGUUCGGCUUUUAAUCUGAAUCAGCCCAACGCAGACUUCCGCAGAUGGAACGCAGCUGCUCAACUUCAGGGUUAA